Parnassius apollo (apollo) is the source of this 468-nucleotide messenger RNA. The record is from the annotation of a GenBank genome assembly. NCBI's taxonomy places the organism in Eukaryota, Metazoa, Arthropoda, Insecta, Lepidoptera, Papilionidae.
AUGGUUCGCGUGUAUGGAAACAUUGAGAAGUUCGACAUGUUAUUCCAUCGCAGCGGGCCCAAUGCAGGGCAGCCGCGUGGCUUCGCUUUUGUCACCUUCAAGAUGAGACAGGAUGCUAUUAAAGCCAUGAACUCUCUAAAUGGUCAGCUCUUGGGAUCGAAAAGAAUUUGUGUUAAAUUUGCCAAGAUUACGUCGGAUGAGCAAGAUAAACCAAAACCAGAAUUGGGUAUUGCAGCGCUUGCUGGUGCUAAGCCAGAAUUGAAGCUCAGCAAGAAAACUGCCAUUCAAUCAAUAGAGGCAAAGCUCAAAAUGAUGGAGAACAUGAAGGCUGGUGAUGACUUUGUCAUUAACAAGUUGGCAGCUAAUGAGACUCCUGUUAUCACACAGUACCAGAUGAAGCAGCAUCAACCACCAAAUAAAACAAUAAGUUCAUUUAGAAGAAGGCAUCCAUAUCAUAAAAAGAGAUAG